Messenger RNA from Pyricularia oryzae 70-15, 2776 nucleotides. RefSeq names its product ankyrin repeat domain-containing protein. The record is from RefSeq and is a predicted model, not a curated record. Bases 806 to 2611 code for a protein of 601 amino acids. Gene Ontology annotation, molecular function: protein binding. The transcript has 3 exons. NCBI's taxonomy places the organism in Eukaryota, Fungi, Ascomycota, Sordariomycetes, Magnaporthales, Pyriculariaceae.
UUCGAUGCCUUUUUUUUUCUUUGGUUUUCGACGAAAGAUUUGGCAUAUCUUCUUGGGCACACACAAAAGUCUAGAAUUCACACCAGGUUCGCCUAUGUGGAAGAAGUUGCAGGCGACGCAAACUUCGAUCACAAUGGCCGACACGAAUCCAAUUCAAUCGUUUGGGUCAACCGCAGCCACCAACGCAUUUGUCGGGAACCAGUUCUCAGGGACCACUCAUAUCAACGUCAAUCAAGCAUCUGGCAAUUUGCGACGACUCUCGCCGGAACAAGAAAGAAACGCCUGUUUCCGUUCCCUUGCAUUCCGCGACAUUGAUGCUCGUCAGAACGACAUCGCUCCUCCACAUCCAGAAACAUGCGAGUGGCUGUUCGAAUCGCCCGAGUUCCAGCAAUGGCAAGGCCCUGGAUGCCGCGACACACACAAUGGCGUGCUUUGGAUCAAAGGGAAGCCGGGCGCAGGAAAAUCGACCUUGAUGAAACAUGCUUUUCGCCGCUUCCAAAGAGACCUUUUUCGCCACCACACCAUCGUAGCCCAUUUUUUCAACGCUCGAGGCGACAGGCUUGAAAGGACAGCUUUGGGCCUACUGCGAUCGAUGGUAUACCAGCUGCUGCGGAGCGACAACGCGCUCUACGACGAGUUCGUUGAGAUGUUUCGCGAUAAGCAAAUACAUUGCCAUAAUACACAACUGGAAUAGCGCUUAUCGGAACUUCAACAAUUCGUACACUCUACUGUACAGCAGCCACCGCGUCCCAUUCUACUGCUUAUCGAUGCUCUAGACGAAUGCGACGAUGACGAAGUUCGCAACAUGAUCCAUUUUCUCGAAUCACUGAGCCUGGAGCCCUCCCGAGCAGAUAAGCAGCUGCAAAUGUGCUUAUCGAGCCGCCAUUACCCAGCCAUCCGAAUGAACAAGUUUGUCGAAUUGGCAGUGGAAGGGAACCAAGAUCAUCGAGAAGAUAUUGCCAAGUAUACCAGGAAAUGGUUACGGGGUAACGAUAAAGAGAUGGAAGCUGAAAUCGUGCAAAGAGCCAGCAACGUUUUUCUUUGGGUCGUCAUAGUGGUGUCCCUGCUGAACAAAGCUUACGACGAAGGCCGCAUCGAAGGCAUGAAGAGGAUUUUGGAGGAAAUCCCGGAUGGUUUGGAGAGGCUAUUCUCCACCAUUUUGGGCCAAGAUGUCCCUGAAAAGGCUGUGACACUUCGAAUGCUCCAAUGGGUGCUUCUCAGCGAGGAGCCACUCACGGCUAAGGAGCUUUUCGCAGCGGCAGUCGGAAUCCCUCUCCCUAGCCGCGAAGUGAUAAAGCGACGAAUCACCACUUCCUCCAAGGGCUUGAUUGAGGUUAGGAAAGGGGAACGGGGCACCGUUCAGUUCAUCCAUUUGUCCGUCAAGGACUUUCUGUUUCGAAAGAAAAUCCUGCAAACUCUUGAUCCGAGUUUGGGGCCUGAGCCAAUUAUGGCUAGCCAUGGCAGACUCUGGCGUUGCUGUUGGCAACUCGUCGAGCAGGCAGUCACUGCAUCGGCAACUCUGCAAAACAUCAGCUGGCUAUUUCACGAGACUCCGUUGCUUCGAUACGCUGCGCACCAUAUCCUCUUUCAUGCCGAAGCGGCUGUGCCUACUGACCAGGCAUAUCCUCUCGAAUCCUGCGACAUUGCCGAGAAACCAUCCAUUGAAGAAUGGAUACAGAGGCCAGACGCAUGGCUUCAGCGGUUGAAUCAUUUGCGGAUUUAUACCAAUGAUUUGCCACUUGAGCAGGAAGACGCCGGACUAUUUGAGACACUAGCCCUUGGUCGGCUUCCAAACUUAUUGACGCUGUGUUUAAAGAGCGCCAACAUCAACGAGCAACGAGGCGAUCUCGACAAUGCCCUGGACACUGCUUGUAAAUCUGGAUAUCAAAAUAUCGCGGAACUUCUGCUUGAACACGGCGCCGACGUCAACGCGCAAAGCGGUUAUUUCGGUAAUGCCUUGCAAAUUGCCUGUUACAACGGAAAUAAAAAAAUCGUGGAGCUGCUUUUUACAUACGGCGCCGACGUCAACGCGCAAGCCGGCGCACACGGUAGUGCACUGCAGGCUGCUUGUUACUAUGGAUAUCAAAAUAUCGCGGAACUGCUGCUUAAAAACGGCGCCGACGUUAACGCGCAGGGCGGCGAAUACGGCAAUGCCCUGCAGGCUGCUUGUUACAAUGGAAGUCAAACAACCGUUAAAAUGCUUCUUAAAAACGGCGCCGACGUUAACGCCCAAGGCGGCAAAUACGGCAAUGCCCUGCAGGCUGCUUGUUCCAGAAGAAGCCAAGAGGUUGGGGAGCUGUUGUUUGACCACGGCGCCGACGUUAACGCCCAAAGCGGCAAAUACGGCAAUGACCUGCAGGCUGCUUGUUCCAGAGGAAGCCAAGAGGUUGUGGAGCUGUUAUUUGACCACGGCGCCGACGUUAACGCCCAAGGCGGCAAAUACGGCAAUGCCCUGCAGGCUGCUUGUCGCAGUGGACAUCAAAAUAUCGUGGAGCUGCUUCUUCAAAAAGGCGCCUUACAGUCAUGCAAAAAGGAACUUCAUGUCUUUGAUGACGGAUUUUGUUACAGUUCAUCAGGUGUAGUGGAUGGAGGGGCUAUGGGGCGGAAAUAGGAACUAGAAUCUAGGUAACGGAGGAUCAAUAAUCAAGGGGGCUUAUUCAUUCGUAUGUGUAUGUCCAGUAUUUGUCGCUUUGGCUGGAUGGGAACCAACGAAUGUGUGCUUAAUCCACCAUAACUCGAGGUUGUUAUCUAAUUCUGCCUAUAAGUAAUUCUCGAG